Molecule: messenger RNA, 2384 nt
Organism: Leguminivora glycinivorella
Lineage: Eukaryota; Metazoa; Arthropoda; Insecta; Lepidoptera; Tortricidae
Gene: CCE-un1
Product: carboxylesterase 4A
Exons: 13
Coding region: 174-2294 (706 amino acids)
Biological process (GO): chemical synaptic transmission; synaptic vesicle endocytosis; postsynaptic membrane assembly
Cellular component (GO): cell surface; synapse; postsynaptic membrane
Molecular function (GO): neurexin family protein binding; signaling receptor activity
Source: RefSeq, a predicted model, not a curated record
CGGGGGUCCUGUAAUCAUCUCCCGUUUCCGCCACCCAGCUCAGUCAGAUAUGUAUUUGUCGUAGUGUAAACUUCAGUCUUACACCGACCCAAUUGAAUAUUAGACUAUCCUCUUCUGUAAACCUCGGUUUAGUUUAGUUACUGUUUAUUUUCCUGGCGUUGACCACCUUUAUUAUGUACUUUAUAGUGUGUUGCGCGCUAGGAUCGCUGUUGAGCAACCCAGUGGUUGUUGAGGCAGUGGUGGGUGGUGCCCCGGCGGCGCCGCCUGAGCCUGACGCUGCAGUGGUCUUUGUACAGAAAUAUGGAAGGAGUGCGAGACUUGAAGGGAUCAAGAAUGAUAGGCUUGGAUAUUACAGUUUCAUGGGUAUCAAAUAUGCCGAGCCGCCCGUGGGACCGCGGCGAUUCCAGCGUCCGGUUCGUCGCAUGCUGACCGGAGACGUCAACGCCACCCGCUACUGCCCGCCUUGUAUUCAGCCCGACACUCGCAACCCUGGCCGUGUUAUAGGCCAAGAGGAUUGCUUGUGUCUCAAUGUGUUCUCCCCAAAAAUGCCAGGGAGGAGGAAGGGUAGUCCAGUCAUCUUUUAUAUUCACGGCGGGAAUUAUCGAACAGGGUCAACUUCUGCCUAUGGUGGACAACAUUUAGCCCAGAAGGACACUAUCAUCGUGUCAGCGCAGUACCGGCUGGGUUCUCUUGGAUAUCUCAGCACGGGAGAGAGGGAUGCUUCAGGCAACGCUGGGCUGUUCGACCUGCGUUCAGCUAUGACAUGGAUUAACGACUACAUAGAAUUUUUCGGCGGCGACAAAAAACGCAUAGUCGUCAUGGGUCAAGGCUCCGGCGGCAGCGCCGCGUCCCUCAUGGCACUGUCCUCCGAAGGUCGAGCGGCCACCGGCGUCAUCGCCCUGUCCGGGACCCCGCUGUCCCCGGGCGCCGUGAGGACAGACCCGGCCAGCCAUGCUAAAGCUCUGGCGAAGGUUACCAAUUGUCCCGAUUCUCCGCCUGAGAGAUUACUUUUAUGUUUGAGGAGUAUACCGGCCGAAAAGAUAGUUUUGGCAGACUCGGAAAUUAGUAUGAGUAUGGUCGAUACGGAAAGGUUCUUACAGGAUAUAUCUGGUCGAUCAGGAGCGGGUGCGCGAGUGGAAGGCAAGGAGGAUCUAAGAGGUCUACCACCAAUCGUAGAGGAGCAACCAGCCGACGCACUCAAUAAGAAGACUAAACGGAUACCCAUGCUCACUGGCGUCGUCUCUGCGGAAACCGCACGUGCGGUUCAAGGCAAAUACGCAGGCUUCCUAACCAACAAGCUAAACGACCUCAACUUCAUAAAGAACGAGUUGAUCGGCGGGCUGCGCGGAGUCGUGUCCGACGUGCGAGGGCUGAUCCCGGAUCUGACUAGCCAGCUGCCCGCGGGACUGCCGCAGCUGGACUACUACCAGACGCUCUUCGACAGUUCCUUCAACGUUGUCGAUGGGCUAAUACAGAUUGCUGAGGCUACAGGCGACGCGCUAUUCAACUUCCCGGCAUACCAGAGUGUGAAGCAAUGGAGCCAAGGCGGUGGGCACGCCUACCUCUACAGCUUCGAGCAUGUGGGCAACCUCAGCAAGGGCUCGCACUUCCUCCCCGGCGUGCCGCUUGCAGAGGCAGACCCUACUAGAAAUAAACGGGAGACAACAUCGAAAACGAAGCCAGGACCUUCCCAUGGAGACGAGUUAGCUUACAUAUUCGAGCCUCUGGACGAAAACGGCAAAUCGAUCGCCGAAGAAGUGUCAGCAUCGGACGCGCGCGCUCGGGAGAACUUCGUCAACAUCAUCUCCAAGUUCGCGCACGAGCUGACCCCAGUCGAGGCCAAAAACAACUCCAGGAGACCCGGACUGGCAGGCUUCCUGCCCUUUUCUGAGGGUAACGAGCAGUUCUUGAAGAUCAACGAGGAUGUCACUGUAGAUAAGGACUUCAGAUACUGCCAGAUGGGCCUCUGGGGAAACAUAGCUGAUCGUCUCACAGGCGCGCUUUGCAAAAACCUCAUCGGUAACCUGCUGAACCUACACUCUAUCGUGACUCCAGAUAUCAAACUCCCCAUCCAGGUGCCCACCAACGUUCCUAACCCCUUGGGUGGCUUAGGCAACGGGGGCAACCCUCUGGGAGGAUUAGCCAACGGGGGCGAUGCAGUGGGAGGUUUGGGCAACGUCGGGGGCAACGCUUUGGGAGGACUGGGCGGCCUUGGUGGGUUAAUGGGAGGGAACAAGGGCCAGAGUCAGCGGCAAACGGCCCAGAAACCCAAGGCCACCACGCACCUUCAAUGAACUUUCCUAAUCUUCCUUUUAGAUUUUAAAAAUAUGUACUUAGGUCAAGAAAGAUAAAAUUGAUGAUUAAAUAAAAUUUGGAAUCAUUAA